GCAGUAAGCAGCGGCGAAGAUAUCUAAAACCUCGAAGAAGAGAAGGCACCCGAGAGAAAAGGCCGGAAAAUAAUAAUUAUAAUAUUAAAAAAAGAGAUUAGUUUGUAGUUCUUGUAAGCUGCCGGAGUAACGCUUCAGUUUGACUUUAACCAUUUCUCCUGUCGCGGGUUUAAUGCCAUCCUCCAAAGCUGGCUCCCACAGCGCAUUAUGACUGAGCAUUCUUCUGGACGUACCCAUCCACAGAUGGCCUCUGCACUCCAUCUAACUGUAAGACUUCAGACGGGGCAAAAGGAUGAUGAGCAAGAACCAGUGGAGGAAAUUGGAGGUUUAAUCAACUCGGAUGGAGAGAUGAAGGAAUGGGAUGGAAGAGCCAUUUCUGACCAAGAGUCUGAUUGUACUGAAGUCUCUCAAUCUGAGAAGGAAGUCAUUCUGGAUGAUUCUGAACUGAAAGACAAAAACCAGAGGGACAGCAGUAGUCCAGGACUUAUCAUGGAAGUUAUAGAAGAUGAUGAGGAAGACAAGGAACGGAAAUGGGAAGAAGGAGUAAUAAAGACGACAAAGAUCUCACCUUUACAUCCUUCAAGAACACGACGGAGACGACUAAAAAAGGUUAGGCUGCAGUCUUUGGAAAACCCAAAAAAAGGAGAGCAUGUCCCGUUUAGCACUGGAAGAAGACUCAGGAGACAGCCUUCCUGCUCUCCACUGCUGUGUGGGGAGGACUCUGAGACAAAUGAAGGAGUAUCAAGGAGAAGCAGAAGAAGAAGAAAUAUUUGCAACUAUGCAGAACCAGAGAAAAUAAAUUCAGAAACAAUCCCCUGUGUUACUGCAAAACGACCUUUACGGAAGAAAGGACCCAAACCGUCUGCUGAGGUAGAAAAGAAAAGUGUUUCAACAGGGAAGCGUGGUCCUCGGAGAAAGAUUUUCAGUGGACCAAUAGAAAUCCCUCCUGAGCUCCUGAAACAACCCAAGGAGAAAAUUGAGUACCGCUGUUCUGUUUGUGGCAAAGAAUUUCCCCAUGCGUACAAACUAGAGCGACACGAGCUUAUCCACACGGGGGAAAAACCCUACUGCUGCUCCAUUUGUGGUCGGGGCUUUAAUCAGAAAGGGAAUCUCAAAACGCACUUCAAAGUCCACCUUGGUCAAAAAGAUGCUGCAGACUUAGAAGACGAGGUGAAUCCAACCCCAUCUGAUCUUUCUGAAUAUUUGAAGUCCCUGCCAGGGGAAUCUAAAAUCCGGUCGUCCCUGCACUGUCUAGAGUGUGGGAAAGACUGCGAAAGCCAGUCGGCUUUACAGGCCCAUCACGUCACUUCACACCGCGAGGCAACAGCUGGAUCGGAACCAGCCGAACACAGCGUGUCACAGUUUCUCUUCUGCCGCCGUUGCGGCAUUCAGUUUGAAGACAAAGAGAAGAUGGGAGAGCAUAUGAAAACACACAUCAAGGAGAAGCGCUACUCAUGCCCGGACUGCGGCAAGAGGUUCAUCAAUGAGAGCUACAUACAAAUUCACCAGCGCAUCCAUACGGGUGAGCAACCUUUCCUCUGCUCGCUCUGUGGCAGAGGUUUCCACACAGCUUCCUCCCUCAAACUUCACGAGAUGCAGCACUCCGGGGAGAGGCCUUAUGCCUGUUCCAUCUGCGGAAAGACGUUUCAGAUCAACUCCUACCUAAAUGCACACUACCAGACCCACAUUAAGGACAGGCCGUUCAUCUGCAGCGUCUGUGGGAAAGGCUACUCCAGAGCCGAGGAACUGAAGGUCCACCACAGGCUCCACACUGGAGAGAGACCCUACAAGUGUGGGCAGUGUGAAAAGAGUUUCAUCUACAGGCAGGGUCUGCGGCAACACCAGCGGACGCACGCUGGGCCCCGCAUUGGGCCAACCAAGCAACUUGGCAGACCCAAACAACAGAACAAGAUGGAAAGAGUAAAUGCCAUCUCAGGCAUUGUCCCUGCCAAGGCUCCCUCUAAGAAGCUGAUUCAGAGUGAGAGGGAAAAGCUGCCAUCCCUCCACCGCUGCUCAGUAUGUGGAAAAGACUUCCCUUAUGCCUCUAAGCUUCAGCGGCAUCUGCGUACUCACUCAGGAGAAAGGCCUUUCCCCUGCCCCAUGUGUGCCAAGAGAUUUCCAGAAAAGGGGCUCCUUAUGAUUCACCAAAGGAUCCACACAGGUGAGAAGCCGUUCCCAUGUACAUUCUGCGAGAAGCGCUUCGCCAGUCAGGGGGAGCUGCGGCUUCACCGCCGCACACACACGGGUGAGAGGCCCUAUCACUGCUCCAUCUGUUUGAAGAGUUUCUCUCGACACUGGCACCUGAAAACACACCUGGAGGCAAUGCACUGCGAGGUUGUCGCAGGCUUUACCAGGAAGAAGUUUCCAUGUUCGGCCUGUGAAAAAAGCUGCAACUCGGCAGCUGAGCUGAGGGACCAUCAGCGGACUCACACCGGAGAAAGGCCCUUCCAGUGCUCGUUCUGUGACAAACGAUUCGCCUUGUCGGGAACGCUUGUGAGACACGAGCGUCUUCAUACUGGUAUUACCCCCUACCACUGCUCCGACUGUGGCAAGACCUUCGCCCAGCAGUGGACGCUUACGACGCACAUGAGGACCCACAGGGGAGAAAAACCAUACAGCUGCACUCAGUGUGAUAAAUCGUUUGUUGCUCCCGGGGAGCUUCGGCGGCACACGAGGAUCCACACUGGGGAAAAGCCGUACACCUGCAGCGACUGUGGUCGGCAUUUCUCCUUGGCAGGAACUCUGAGAAAUCACAAACGGUCGUGUUUGCAGAGCAAGAGCGACUCUAUUACCAACGUCACGUCGGGUGUGACUCAAGCUGCCACAGACGAGUCAUCUCAGGAGGGAAAGACCAGCUGCAUUAGCUCUGAGGUACAUCAAAGUUCAACCCAUCCGGAAGCAGCUGAGCCGCUCUCCUCACAGCCUCCUAACUGCACCACAUCUCCUCAGCCAGAAGUUAUUCUAAAGGAAGCAGAAGACCCUUCAGAGAACCGCAUUCCCUCUCCACACAUGAAUGUAAUAGUAAAGGAGGAGGAAGAAGAGGAACCCUUAUACGAGGAAACAACAGACCAGACAUUGGAUGGAGAGAGCUGCGAGAUUCCAGAGGAAAAUAAAGAGGAGCAUCAGCAAAGCAACACAGAGAUUAGGAUUACAGUGAAGGAUGAAGAGGAGGGGCCAUUAAAUGAAAAUCCUGAAGCCGACAAACCCGGUGCAAAACGUGGGCUUCAAACACCGCCUGCUGAAAAACGAAGUAGAAACAAUUCAACGAAGGGUUCCUACUGCUGUGGGCUCUGCGGAAGAGACUGCCACAAGAUGUCCGCGCUUCAGAUCCACAUGCGAAUCCACUCGGGAGAAAAACCUUACCAGUGCUCGCUGUGUGGAAAAGGGUUUACUCAGAAAGGUCAACUGAAAGGUCACUUUAAAGUCCACACAGGUGAAAAGCCAUAUACCUGCCCAGAUUGCGGCAAGAGCUUUGCCCACUCGGGAGCCAUGAACAGACACAGGCUCAUCCACACGGGCGAGAAGCCUUACCACUGCUCCUUGUGCUCUCUGAGCUUCAAUCAGUCCGGCCGAUUGAGAGAACAUGAAAAAAUCCAUCUGGGGGAGAAGUAUGACUGUCCUGAGUGUGACAAGAGCUUCACACGUCCUUCAAGUCUGAAAAACCACAUCCGACUGCAUACCGGGGAGAGGCCAUACGGCUGCGAUGUCUGCGGGAGAGGCUUCAGCCGCUCACAGAGCCUCAGGCUCCACAGGAGGAAACACUUUGAGAGCGCAAAAGACUCUCCAACCACUCCAAAGAAUGACGACCUCUAUGAAAGCGAUAAUAACUCUCCAAUUAACAUGUGCAUAACAGAGAAAAAUGACUGAUCUAUUUAUUUAAGCAAAUGUAUACUAGUACUAUUACAAGUCUGUAAAAUGAGAAAGUGGAAAGUAAGGGUUUACCUCUGUGAAUUUGUUGUUACCCGUCCGUGAUAUUUCUAUAUCAAGUGUUAGAAACACAAAUAUUUAUCUCUCUGAAGUAAAAAUAAAACCUUUUUAUUAGAAACACACCUGAGGCAUCUACUACAAAGCAGGAUUAGUGGCUUAUCAUGGUAACUUAAGGCUUAGUUGUUUUUUUGUUGUUGUUUUUUUUAAUAAUAACAAACCUCAGCUUUUACUUUGGUUCAUCAAUGUGGGACAUUUUAUCCUGAAGACGGUAAAAAAUUCCAGAUUAAAGGUCCACAUAUCUGGACGCAUCAGCUCUGAUCUGCUCUCAUCCUUUAGAAAAAUGUAAUAAAAAAGGAAAAGUUUAGCA
Cyprinodon tularosa is the source of this 4294-nucleotide messenger RNA. RefSeq names its product zinc finger protein 585A-like. The coding region runs from base 208 to 3867 and encodes 1219 amino acids. Gene Ontology annotation, biological process: negative regulation of transcription by RNA polymerase II; regulation of cytokine production; regulation of immune system process. The transcript is spliced from 14 exons. The record is from RefSeq and is a predicted model, not a curated record. NCBI's taxonomy places the organism in Eukaryota, Metazoa, Chordata, Actinopteri, Cyprinodontiformes, Cyprinodontidae.